AUGGAGAAACCAGAAAAAAAUGAAAUCACUUAUGAAUAUACAAGGAAGAGAAAAGAGUUUGGAAAACAAACUUUAUUCGAAGAUUAUGGCCCUGAAAUGUGUGUCAGUAUUCCAUGCAAUCCUAGUCAGUAUAAAAAUUAUAUACUACGCAAUCCUGUACAUGUCGCCGUACAAAAUGCUCCGAAUAUGUCCGAAAACUGGGUUAAUUUAACAAGAGCGGAGUAUACAAGUUCAGGUAUAAACCAUGUCGAAAGUGGCUGGCCUAAGGAUAUAAACAUGAAUGACCCUGAAGCCACACAACGAUAUCGGCGUAAGAUAGAAAAGGACGACGCAUACAUUCAUGCUGUUAUGCACCUCGGACAUAUAUAUUAUUCGGAAUUGCCAUCAAUACCGCCGGUGGAAAGGAGCAGCUGUCACACUGUGAAUGUAUACCGCGAGCCGGGAGCGCGGCGGCCUGUGCGCUCGCUGUCGUGGCAGGCGGACGGGGGCGCCAAGCUCGCGGUCGCGCACGCAGACAUCGAAGUACUCAAUACUAGAUCACUGCAGUUCUCUUAUAUAUAG
This is a messenger RNA of Papilio machaon (common yellow swallowtail), 561 nucleotides long. RefSeq names its product dynein axonemal intermediate chain 2-like. The transcript has 3 exons. Lineage: Eukaryota; Metazoa; Arthropoda; Insecta; Lepidoptera; Papilionidae. The coding region runs from base 1 to 561 and encodes 186 amino acids. The record is from RefSeq and is a predicted model, not a curated record.